Messenger RNA from Scleropages formosus (Asian bonytongue), 1933 nucleotides. RefSeq names its product protein O-fucosyltransferase 2 (gene pofut2). Lineage: Eukaryota; Metazoa; Chordata; Actinopteri; Osteoglossiformes; Osteoglossidae. The coding region runs from base 18 to 1391 and encodes 457 amino acids. Gene Ontology annotation, molecular function: peptide-O-fucosyltransferase activity. Gene Ontology annotation, biological process: protein O-linked glycosylation via fucose. The transcript has 9 exons. The record is from RefSeq and is a predicted model, not a curated record.
AGUGCGUGGCUGCAGAAAUGGCGGACGCGGAGCGGUUCUGUUGCGCUCUGUUACGGAGGAUUGCCGGGUGUUUUUCCUUGAUACUCGUCGCCUCUGUCUGUACGGGCUCCUCCUCCUCCUCCUCCUCCUCAGCAGCAGCAGCAGCAGCAGCUCAGGACGUGUCCGACUACGGAGCCUUUAGCGCUGGGCAGGCGGCGAGAGUGACCCCGGCCACGGCCGCCCGGGAUGUCCGGUACCUGCUGUAUGAUGUGAACCCCCCCGAGGGCUUCAACCUGCGUCGGGACGUGUACAUCCGCAUGGCGUCUCUUGUGAAGACGUUGCGCCAGCGGGGUGACUGGGUGCUGGUGCUGCCCCCCUGGGGGCGCCUCUACCACUGGCAGAGCCCCGAAAUCGACCAGGAGCGCAUCCCCUGGGGCGAGUUCUUCAGCAUCACCAGCCUGCAAGCCAACGUGCCCGUCAUGGAGUACGAGGAGUUCAUCGCUGAGUCUGGGGGGCCCUUCAUCGACCACAUCCUGGUGCUGCAGAGCUACGCGGAGGGAUGGACCGAAGGCAAGUGGGAGGAGAAGGUGGAUGUGCGACCGUGCAUCGAGAAGCUCGCGUACACCAAGGACAAGCAGGGCUACUACAGAGGCUGGUUCUGGGGCUACGAGGAGACGCGAGGUGUCAACGUCACCUGUCUGUCAGCUCAAGGCCACGCCUCCAUCCUGGCCCCGUACCUGCAGGACAACAUCACGGCUACCUCUGUGAUGUUGGACAGAGCCGAGACUGUCCUCCAUGACCACUACGCUGGGAAAGAUUACUGGGAUACCAGACGCAGCAUGGUGUUUGCCAAGCACCUGCGCAUUAUCGGAGAUGAGUUCCGGGCAAAGUACCUGAACUCCACGGACGAGAAGGACCUGACCCCUUAUCAGGAGGACUGGACCCGUAUGAAGGCUAAGCCCGGCAGUGCCUGGGGUGGUCCUUACGUAGGGGUCCACCUGCGGCGGAAGGACUUCAUCUGGGGACACCGCGAGGACGUCCCGAGUCUAAAGGGGGCGGUGAAGAAGAUCCGCAGCCUCCUGAAGAAGCUCAAGCUGGAGCGUGUCUUUGUCGCCACGGAUGCCGACGAGGAAGAGCUGAAGAAGCUGAAGAAGAUGCUGCCCGAGAUGGUCCGGUUCGAGCCCUCCCAGGAGAACCUAGAGCUCCUCAGAGAUGGGGGCGUCGCCAUUAUCGAUCAAUGCAUUUGCGCACACGCCAGGUAUUUCAUCGGGACGUCUGUCUCCACCUUUUCCUUCCGCAUCCACGAGGAGAGGGAGAUCUUGGGCUUCGACCCCAAGACCACCUACAACCGUUUCUGCGGUGACAGUGAGAAGGAGUGUGAGCAGCCCACGCACUGGAAGAUCGUUUACUGACGGCUCCGUCUCUCUCCAGCUCUGGGACGCACAUCCGGGACUGGUUAUGAUCCACUCACACUGGACCUUCUAGUACCUUCUAUGGCUGGAAAGUUUCCCUUUUGUGUACUGUGCAGAAGUUGAACUGGGAUCUGGGGUGGACGUCUCAGCGUAUCCUAAAUGCAUCGACGCUGUGCUAUUUCAGCCCCCCCCCGACUGUGAAACUUGAACCCAAACCUCAGUCACUGUCUAUUGAUCAACCACUGAUUCAUUGAUCAGUUAUUGGUUCAGCUGGUCGGAUGCCAUCUAAUCAGUAUUAUUUUUCCUCACUUGAUAUAAAAAGUUAUGUUACAUCGUUGCUGGGGAGGAAUUUGCAUAAAGGCAUUAAUUUUAAUUUUAGGGCACUGAGCAGAAGGUAAAAGGCCAAAAAAGCAUGUUCAUCAGCUCCUUUAUUAGUCAUUAAUGAAGAAUCGAUGUUCAGCGUUUCCACUCAUGUACUUUUACCCUCUAGUGUUGUUUUAUGUAUAGUAUUAUUGAAGCACACAAUAUUGCAACUGCCAGAA